CGAUUUCGGUAAUUCACUUUGAGAGCGAUUUGAGGCGGAUUUCGCAAUGGAUAUUAUUAUUUUGUAAAGCGGAAAUUUUAUUAUUAAAUUUGAAAUCGUUCGAAGGAUUUAAUUUACUCGGAAAAUUAAAAUGAAAAGGCGAAGUUGGCAACUUGAAAAAUGUAAACAAUUAGCCCCGACAGUGGAGGACAGCGGGAACCAAUCUAUAUCACUUCGGCGGCCAUAUAAUCCCCGUUUAUCCUCGAAAAACGCUACGAGUGACGUUCGGACGGAGCCUCGGCAUUGCCCGGAUGCCCCGCGAACCCACCUGCGACGGGACGGCGCCGAAAUAACCCCCCGAAAAGGGAUCGAAAAACGACACCCCCGACGUCCGUCGAUGGUGGGAAUCAUACAUGCACAACAAGACAAGUUAUGACUUGCAGAAAGUUUACUUUCCAUGCAGAUGACUCAAGUGCAGUACAGUGCAUUAAGUGUAUUUCAUCGCUAAAAGACCAGAAUUUGAUUUCAAGGUGGACAUGUUGACAAGUGCAAGGGAUUGGUCUUCCAAGCAGAGUUAGAAUUAAACUUUUUGACGGAGGAUGGUUAUUGAAGUGACACCUAACAAGUGGGCUAAUCUUGUCAUCAUGCAAGUUGGACUACUUUGGACCAAGUAGAAGCUAAGUAUGGCAACUGCAUAAUUGGAGUUUAGCCAUCAUGCAAACUACUUUUGAUUGUGGAGACGUUAGUUUCUGCUGCCAUAUGGUAGAGAGGAAUGAAAUUCUGUUUGCUUGCUGUACUAUGUGUUAUAAACAUUUCAUAACUAUCUAGUUAAACAGUAGCAUAAUUAUUUAGGUUUCUGUUUUAAAAAUCGAUAUUACUGUAAUGUUAACUUAUUACUAGUUGGUCAUAUUGAUCUGAAACAUCUGCAGCAAAAACUGCUUUGAUUAAGAUUGAGAUUCUAGUGAGCUGUAGUUUUAAUUGAAUUAUAAUGUUCCUUUAGUACUGCAUUGGGAAUAUAUAUGUUAUAGUCACUUGACGUGACUCAAAAUAACUGAAACAUAACAUGAAUUUCAAUCAUGUGCCUAGUAUUGAUUGUUGUUGCUGGAAUAUUAAAAGACUGUACUGCCUAGAGCCACUCAUACAGUGUAUGAAUAUUUAGCAGACAUGGAGUACUGUACACUAUUGUAAAUAUAUUCUGUCAUUAGGGUUACAUGUAUAUUCUGAUGAUAUUUUGAAAUACUAUAUACUAGAAUUAAAGUUAUAUUCUGUAAAACUUUUAAAAGAAGAUUUCUUUAAAGAAAAACUUCAUUAACGGAAGACUUUGUGAGAAUGUACUUUUUAUCUGUAUGACGAACAGUGCUAAUGAAUACACUGGAUGUAUUAACAGUGCAUAAAUGUAUUAGAUACACUAUCUAUUUAAGGAAUACAGUAUGAGGUCCUAGAUGUAAUACAUGUGAAUAAAUGAAAACUGUUUUUGUAUCUGGAAGUAUUUCCAGUUAGUUUCAUCACUGAAUUAACUGUAAAUAGUUAUCCUGACUGUAUUUACUAUGGUCGUAUAGCCUUUGCAUCAAAAUCAUUGCUGCGUUGUUCACCUCUGCAACGUAUUUGGUAUGAGCCACUAGUGGAAAGUGAAGUGCGACGGAAGCGUGUUGUGUAGCCGUUUUGAUUGGGCUUGGUGUUAGUCAUGUCUGAAGAACCCUCAAGGGAUCAGCCUCAUGUCAAGUAUGUAUGCAAGAAAUGCAAAAAGAACUUUUCAUGUAAAUUCAGCUUAGGCAGCCAUUGGUUUAGCUAUCACAGGUUCAGAAAUUCCAGAGCAAGGGUGGUUAACACAAACAGCAGCUUGACUUUCUCUAGAAACAGAAGUGAGCCUAUGAUUCGUAUCAAAACUCUUUCUGGAAAGAAAUCCUAUCUCUGUAAAAUAUGCCUUGUGGUUUUCAGACAAAGAUCUCAUUUAAGAAGCCACGUGAAAAUUCAUGAAAUACAGCCCUGUAUUUAUGACAUGCUCAGUGAGGGCUUCCAAUGUAAAAGUACUGUGAAAAAGAACAAUGAUACACCCACGUGCAAAGUUAAUAGUGUUACUGAUGAAAAGUAUAACCAUGAUAGCUCUGGAAUAAGAAAGGAUGGAUCCAAAGCGAGAACAGUUUUGCAUAAAUGUAAAAUGUAUAGAAAGAUAUUCCUGUCAACAAAAUUUUUAAGGAAGAAAUUUUUCAAUUUCGAAUCAAAACUUAGGAUUUGCAAUAUUUGUAAAAAAGACUUCAGGCGAGUAUUAAAUUUACUGAAACACUUGAAAACUGCCCAUGGUCAUGUGAAGAUAUGUCACUGCUCAAUUUAUAGAAGAAGUGUUCAUCCUUUUUCGUACGUAUCUGUGCACAAACCAGCGCUCUGUAAGAAAAUUGAAUCACAUUAUUAUGGUAGCAGCUGUAAGAGACACAAGAUGAGGAAUCGCGUAUUUGGACACAAAAGGCAGUUGCAGAUAUCUGGAAGGCAAGAGAGCACCAGUGAAUUCAUCCAUAAAGAGAAAGCUCAGAAGGUGAAUUGCAAAGUUCAAAAUGAACUGAUAUCAUCAGAUUGUCAAGAUGAAAAAUCUGGCCAGGAAAACGAGACAGUGCAUUCCGAGUUACUGGGUAAGCAGCCAGUUCAAGAUCUCACUCAGGAAGACCAAGCCAGAGUUAAGUUUGAUAAUGGAAAUGAAGAUGGGACUAGUGAAUCCAUCAAUGAUGAAUCGGUUCAUGAGAUCACUCAUAUCCAGAGGAAAGCUGGAUCAGAAUCUGAAAAGGAAAGCGGGGACAUCUGAAGUCUCUAAUGAAGAGGAGGCAGUUUCUGAAGUCUCAAAUGAAGAGGCAGUGCCUAAGGUCAUUCUUGAAGACCAUGCAAGAUUCACAUGUGAACAGGAAAGUGACGGGGUGAUCGGUGCAGCCAUUGAUAAACAGGCUCAAAAUGUCCAUCAGGAUCAAAAUGUUGUUGCAUCAGAACAGGAAAAUGAAACUUAUAAUCAACCUCUGCCUGAUGAUACACCUCAAGCUGAGACAGGACGUGAAAAUGAAUGGGUGACCUGUGAAAACCCCUUCGAGUGCCCUGUUCAAGAGACGAAGUUUGACCUCCAAAGGAAGGUUGCAUUAGGAAAUGCAAAUGAUAAAUGGACCUAUGAAUUACCCAACAGACAACCAGUUCAAGGAGUCACUCAUGGAGGUCAAGACAAAGUAACACCCAAAUAUGAUAAUGUGGCAUCAUCAGAACUCGCAAAUAAGCAACUUCAAAGUGGUGUUUUCGAAGACAAAAGCGUGAUGCUGCCAGUACAGAGGUAUGAAGUGGAGAACCAUGGAUUAUACAAUAAACACCCUGCUCAAGAUACUAGUCUUAACCAAGGCAAGGUACUUGAUCAUCAAAAUAAACAAAUGUCCUCUGAAUUCCCUGACAGGCAAAUAGUUCAGGAGAGUUUCCCAGAAAUCCAGAGAAAAAUGGCAUUCAGUCACGGGAAUGAAAGGGUGCAGAAUGAAUUCUCUAAUAAACAACCAGGUCAAGAUGCCAUUUUUGAAUACCAAAGAAGAAUUGCAUUAGGGCAUGGAAGUAAUUAUCAACAGUCAGCUGAAGAGGUUGCCCAAGGAGUUGAAAGAACAGCAGCACCCACAGGUUACAUGUUUGUUAAGGAAAACUCAGGUGUUAAUAUUGACAGUAAUAGAAUGACUGGUUCUGAUUAUCAUCGUGGACAUGCUUUUCAAUGCAAAGUAUGUAAACUCACAUUUUAUCAAGAGCACCAGUACAAUAAGCAUAUGGAGACCUAUCACAAAGAGGGUAAUGACAUUGCCCAUAAGGCCACCUCCGAUAAUUUAACUAAUAAAAGUUAUGGGAAAUUGUACAAUUUGACCGAUGGUAUGGCAUGCUUUCCUCCUGGCACAAGCUUAGGAAAGCCUGCUUACGGGGAUUUUCCAGUCAAAGGUGAUCAUUUCUCUUUUAAUACCAUGGUUUACAAGUGUAAAUAUUGCAACGUGGUUUUUGGAAACUGUGAAGCUUUCCAGUGGCAUCUCUUCCAUGCACAUUCAAAGAACAGCUUCUACGAAUGUUAUUUAUGCAGAACAAAGUAUACUGAUAGGGGUCAGUUUACUAACCACAUUCAGUCCCACACACAACGAGAGAUGCAUACCUGCAGUUUCUGUAAGGAAGGACUUCACAUAUGUGAAAUAGGCUUUUAUAGCGAAGCCUAUGCAAACAAGCUUAGGGAUGGGUGUGUUUAUAAUGAACAAAAUUACAAUUUGUUAUACAACCACGAAUUAAGGUAUCCAGCUGAACGAGCAGGAAAUGUUGGAAACCAACAUCCAAAUUCAUCGGUAGUGUGCAAUGUUGUUGGUGAAACUGAAAGCAGCUACAAUCAAAAGCAGUAUAAUUAUGGUAGAUACAAUUUGGAAAACAACGCGCAUGAAAAUUAUGCAAAUAGUAAUAUGUCCCAGAUCCACAAAGGAUCACUUAAAGCCAGUGAAGAUCUUAGACAACUCAACAUGUUUUCCCCAGAGACUUCGGCUCAAAGAAUUCAUGAAAAUGUCAUCAAUGUAAUGUUUGAAGAAUUUGUGAAAGUAGAAGAGAAUUGUUUCUACAGUGGUCAAGAGAAUUUUGGUUAUGAGAGACGCCUUUUUUCAGUUGUAAAUCAUAAUUUUGCCGACAACAGUCAUAAUCCUUGUGGUAGUGGAAACAUUCCAGUUUGGACUGACAAUGAAAUGGGUAAUGAAGAAUUUACACAAGUGUUUGACAUUCUUUACAAUACUGGUCAGGGAAGUGGCGGUGUCAUAGGCAAGAAUGACUCUGAAUUCAACAUACCUUUGAAGAAAAAGAGGAAGACCACAAAAUCAGACCGCAAUGGUGAAGGCAAGAAACGCGGUAGAGGACAGUCCUCUAAAAAAGUUCCUCAGAGUACAGAAGGUGGCGGUGGUCCCAAUCCACUUGAAUCAGGAGAUCCGUCAAAUGAAAAUACGACCAUAUCCUAUAAUGCAAGGCUAUAUGAAUGUAAUGUUUGUCACAGAAAGUUCCAACAUGACUGCAAUUUGCACUUACACAUGAAAGUUCAUGAAUCCAACCCAGAUGAAAAAGAAGAGGACAAAGAAAAAGAAGAGGAAAAAGAAGAGAGCCCUAGUGAAUCACUGUUGGCGAAUGUAGAGGAAUUAGUCGAAGAAAAUGGGCUUUAUUCCUGUAAAAUAUGCAAAAAACAGUAUACUUCAGCAGCUGAGCUUAAACAGCACAAAGCCUCGCAUUGGGAAACAAGACUUUUCUUUUGUAACAUCUGUAAAAAGGAUUUUAGGCAAUAUGCCAACCUAGUAAGGCACAAAGAAGGAGUACAUGAACGUUUAAAACCACAUAGUUGCAGUGUAUGUAACAAAAGUUUCCAUACAGUCUCGCAGCUAAACAUUCACCGAAAUGCAGUGCAUGAAAAAAUAAGGUCUUAUCAGUGUGACACAUGUCCGAUGAAAUUCAGCUGCAAAUUUAAUAUGUUACGGCACAGAGAAAAAGUGCACGAGAAAAUUAAGUUGGAUCUGGUACCACCUGCCGCCGAGCCUUCCAAAAAGAAGGCUGUUAGGCGCCGUCGUCGUAAAGGUGAAAAGGAAGGUUCAAGCGAGAACCAGCACGUACAUAGCUGUGAACAACAUCGUAAUGACGGAAAAGAUGGCACAUCUGAGGUUUGUCCUGAAGAUCAUUCAAAAGUAGCUCACGAGGAUGAAAAAGGUGAUACAAAUGAGGUCCAGCAAACAGAGAAUUCACAAGGUAAUUCCCAAAAUGGAUCAGAGGUGUCCAAUUCUGGCGGUUCAAAAUGCACUUGCAAAAAAGGUAUCAAAGAAGGGAAAAAACGUCGAAGGCCGCGCAGUAAAAAGGUUGUUGUGAAACCAUACAGUUGUGAUUUGUGCAAGCAGACCUUCAAAACCUUACGUAUUCUGAAAAAGCACAUGAUGGUUCUACAUGAAACGGAAGGAUUUCCCUGCAAUUUUUGCGGGAAAGAAUAUGUUUCUAUAGUCUUGCUAAGCAAGCACGAAAGAAUUCACAUUAACAAAUUAUACGAGUGCAGUGAGUGCAGCCAGAAAUUUCAUCGUAAGUUCUUAUAUGACAGACACAGAAAGGAGUGCUGCCCUAACAGUAUUGAGAUUCCUGAUGGGGAAGCAUCGAACUCUGACGAUUUCGGGAAGGAUGGAAGUAACAUAUCCAGUGAUACAGAAGAAACGCUGGAAAUAGAAAAGAAUUUGUCAUGUAAUAUUUGUUCCAAGAAAUUUGCAAAGUCUGGCUCACUUCAAAGACACCUGUUAUAUGCCCAUCCAGAAAACAAGCCCUUUAGCUGUCAUAUCUGUAAGCGAGAGUUUGCAGGCAAGUGUCACUUAAUCCUUCAUAAAAAAUCCCAUACUCAGAGAAAGUCAUUUGACUGCGUCAUGUGUGAGAAAGGAAUCCAUAUCUGCGAGGAAGGUUUUUUUCCCGCUUCCCAUCCCAAGAAGUGCAGUGAAUCCAGCAGAGACCAGAAAGUAAGAGUAAACAUGUCUCUUGAUCAUGAAGGUUACGGUCAGGGUGAGAAAACAACAGAAAAAGAAAGCCAAGAAUCCAACUGUAGUCAGGGCAUCGUAGAAGUGAGCGAUGAGGCUUCUAUAUCUAGUAAAAAGGAAUCACUUUCUGAAGAGGGUCAGUUACGGCAAGAGUGUUUCGACAAGAGUCCGUACGUGCUUUUAGAAAAACUCAAAACCGACAGGGCAACUGGUAAACAACAAACGUCAGACGGUGAGAUGCCCUUUGCAUGCAAUCUGUGUUUUAAAACGUUUGAGAGAGCACACACUCUGAAAAGACACCUUUUAUAUGCGCAUCCCAAAGUCAAGCCAUUUACUUGUGAAAUCUGUAAGAGAGAUUUUGUAGCGAGGUGUCAUUUAAUCGUUCACGCUAAGAAACAUUCUCCAAAGAUGCCUCAUGACUGUGAGAUGUGUCAAAGACAGAUGCACAUAUGUGAGAAAGGGUUUCAUAUUGGUAAGGAAGACCAAACCAACAGCGAUCCAGAGGGAGACUGUACGUCACCAUAUUGCCAAGAGCAUUGCAUCCCGAGUGAAACAAAAGGGAAAAUUGAAAAUCAAGAUACAGCUGACAGUAAAGGACCCAUAUUGUGCAACAAAGGAACUGUUCAGGAUAACCAAUUACCAGUUGUAACUAAUAAACCAGAUACUAAUGUGUUUGGUUGUCAUGAAGCUGUUCUUGGAGGUACAGUAGUAGUCAAGGAGGAAAAGGAAUGCAGUGACCACAGUGACCUUGAAUUGCAAGGAGAAAUCCAUACAGUUGUUGAUCCCAAUUGGUGUGAGAUGUCUUGCUUGGAAUGUAAAAGAGUCUUUGAGAAUAAUGCUCUCUAUAUGCAACACUUACCAUGCAAAGGAAUGGUUACAAAGCAAGAAGGUGGGAACCAAGAAAUACAUCAGUAUUAUCAAGAUGACUUAAUGAAGAGUGAGAUGGGAAACAAAGGAAUUUGUUAUAACAACCCUUUUGCUAAGCUUCCCAAAUGUGAAAGUACAUUAGAAAGUAGUGAAAAUCAUGAUAAUGUUAUGGUUACUAAUUCCAGUGAAAGAAUGGAUGUUCCAGAGAAUCGGGAAAAUAAGAACUUACUUAAGACAGGUCACAGAGAAAUACAUAAGAGUAAUGAAAACUUUGUUCAUGGAGGACGCAGUAAAAGUAACCCCAUUGCAGCAGUCCCAUAUGAUUUUUCAGUGAAGAAUCUUAUUACAACCAAUGAGGGUACUUCCUCUAAGCAUGGCUUAGAGAAUAAGAGACCUAAAUGCCAGGCAGUGUUAAGUGAAAGUAAGAGUACUGCUGGAAAAGACUAUUUGGAAAAAAGUUCCAAAAAAGACUGGAAAACUGACAGUACUUUCAAAAUAUAUAAUCACUAUAAACUUGCUCCAGGUAAGAGGUCAGAAAAUAGUUUGAAAGUGAAGUUGAUAAAUAAGAAUGUAGACCAGACAACUCUUAACUGUGCUAAUUCAUCAGAGGACAGUUUUGACAAUGAAAGAAAUGAUGCCGUCACAUCAGCAGAUGAAACACAGAACAACAUUGGUAGAGAACAGCAGAAAGUUCCAAUAUAUUCAGUAGAGAAAAUCACUGAUUCAAAGAGCAAAACUUCAGAGAAAACCCCGCUUGCCUCUGAAGGAGAUUGCGUCAAGAACAUUCACCUCUCCACGACAGGGAUCACUGAGAACAGUGGUGAGAAUUCAGACAGUAUUCAGGGUUCAAAUCAUUGUCAAACCUCUGUUCCUUGUGAAAAGAAUGAAGGCCAUCUGGCAAAUAAAGAGCUUGUGGGUCGGGGUGAUAGCACUCAAUAUUUUGAGAGAAAAGUAUCGUGUACUAUUAGUAAACGUCAGGUUGUAGAUAACUGGAUGAAACUGUAGAUAUAGAUAUUAAAAAAAAAAAAGGCUAGCUUUGAAUGCAGUUUCAUCAUGUAGGACCUUGUAAACACAGAUAGAAUUUAUUAUACAGUACUUUGUCUCGCCAAGGUAUUCUGAAAGCAGCUCGGUUUUACUAAAAUGUACUUCAGUGAUAAAUACUGUAGUAUAAAGAUAUAUGUUAAGGUUUCUGUAAUGUAUGAAUGAAAGAACACAAAUACCAAAUUCAUUCUACAGUGAUACUGCCUGUAUUGUUGUAGAACUAUGUUGCUCCUUACACUUGUCAAGCAAUCCUGUACAGUACAGAGAGUCUGAUUACCAGUAAUGAGUUUGUUUUAUAUACUUAUUAUACUUUAAAUUUUAUUCGUGUGUUUGGAUUUAUUCUUGAUUUAUUCAGUGAAGGAGCCGCCAGGAAGUCUAAUAGUGGUUCUUUGGUAGUUUUCAAUUUGUCCAAAUAGAAACAAUUAACCCUGUCUAAUACAUAUAUGGCUCAACAUCAGCUACAGUAGUAUAGUUCCUAGCCAUUUCACAAUGAAGGGCUCAGAAUUAGCACUGAAGUACUCAAGUCCUCCUUAAAUAAAUCCAUCAAAGUCUGAAGUCUUUAACUACAUUUCUCUCUUCAUUGUGAGUUAUUAAGCAAUCAAAGUUUAAUACAGAUGUGAGAAACUGACUCUCCAACUAGAAAUUUUUCAAAGAAAAAAUCUUUUGAGUAAUCGACCACCACCAUUUGCCUGCAGAAAGUUUGUCGAUAAAUGUAAAAAAAAAAAAAAUUAUCCACUACUGUAACUACUCCCUCCUUGGAAUCCCACUUUGAAAUAUCAUAUAUUGUUUUCUGACCCAUUCCCAGAAUAGUACAGAACAACUCAUAGAAUUACUAAACAAUGUUCAUGUGAUUGUCCAAUUGUCAACCAGCAUUGAAUAUCAAGUUUGUAAACAGUUCUAUAAUUGGAAUUUUGUCAGCAUCUUUAAAAUUUUCAGUAUUAAUUCAAAGUAGUAUUAAAUUUGUAAGGAGUUAUGAUUUAUUUACUAAAUAUGACAUAUUUACUGUAGAAGAACAAACCUUUCUGGCCAGCCUUAUGAAAUUCAAGAAAGUUGACUCAUUGGUUUUGGUAAACUUUUUAUUAACAAGUAUUAUUCUAUUUUUUAUUAUUAUUAUUAAGGGAGUUCAGGAUGUAAUGAUCAUAGGACAGAGUAUAAAACAUAGGCUGGCAUACCGUAGAUAACUAUUUUGUAUUUAGAUAUGAUGUCCUGUACUGUGUCAUUUUUCACAGCAGAGUACUAGUACAUCAGUUUGAUUCAUGUGGAAAUGACUUGUAUCCAGAUAACUUUUGAGAAAAUUUUAUUUAUAGUUUAACUGCACCACGAAGUUCCAUAAAGAGAAAAAUGGGAAUAAAACAAAGUGAAGAACUCAAUAGCUUGGCUAGAAGAUGUAGAAUUUUAUUCUAAACUAGAGUUGCAUGUUGAUAUCCUCACAGGACUAGCUCAGUGAUUUUGUCCGUAAAGGAGAACCAAACUUUUCCAUCUGAACUGCAGGGGAUGCGUUAAUGUGCUUGAACUUGUAGGUGGGUUGUUGUGUUGUCGAAAAUUCUACCUCAUGAAAUAGAGAGAGCAGGCACCAUUAGGAAGCUUUUACUUGUCAUUGUACAAAGGACAUUCUUACUGCAUGCACUGCCAAAGGAGGACCAUUUGAGGAGCUCCUUGUAGCUGUUAUGAGAAUCAGCUCAGUCUAGAGUAUGAAGUUUCCUGUGAAAUGUGAUGACAGGCAUUUGUAACCAAAGUGUGUCCCUUUUUUUCUAAAAUACUCAAAGUUCUUGUACCUAGGAAUGGCAGUAUUGUUGUGGGAUGGGGGAGGACUAUGGGGAUGUUAGGAUUUAGGAGUUUUACAAAUUAUUCAUUUUGAAACCUAACUGUAUUGAUAAUAUAUAUUACACAUACUUACAACCACAUACAAAUAUACAACUAAUUAUACAAUUUUUAUUCGCAAAACAGUAAUGUGCCUGAUAGCUUUUACAAAAUCACUGUAUAGUACAAUGACAAAAAUUAACUUCUUAAUAAACUUCUUAAGCAAAACUCCCAAAUUUUUGCCUUAACAAACAAAAGCAGUCACUUUCUGGUAAGAGUCCAGUCCUUGAGGGAAUAAUUUGUUGAAAACAGAAGAUUCUGCAUGAAUAUCAGAGUGAAGUGAGAAAUUAUACAAUAAUUAAUAAUUAUUACAAACAAAAAUAAUAAAACAAUUACUGUAGCACACCAUUAACUUCAAAUCAGUGAGACACUUGAUGAAUUGUACCACCAUAUUAAAAGAAAUUAUGUGAACAAGGUCUUUUCCCUGUUGAAAACUAUUAUAGCCAGAAGACAUUACAACACUUCCUGAGAGAAAGAUUUAUUUAGGCAUUUUUGUUGUUGUGAGGGAUUUUGCUAAAAAAAAAAAAAAUUCAUAUCACAGUAGUACAGGCAGUUUCUAGGGAAAGGAAAAGGGUUCUGAUCUCUGACUUUAGCUCAUUUUAAUUUAAUACCAUUGUACACUUACAUUAGUACUGUUAUGUGAAUGAAAUCCAGUUUGCUAAACUGCAAAGUGUGUUACAUUGUAAUAAGUAGUAACUGAAUUAAUUUCACAAGUGCAUUACUACAUGUAGAAUGAUAAGUGGUCUCCUCUUAGCUGAUACUGUAGGGUGCUUCAGUGUAAGGGGUUUGAAAAUGGUGUAGUAUUUGUUUAUAACAUUCUUGAAAAUUUCAUGUUCUGUAAGAUAUUGCCAUGAAAUGUUUGUACGUACAUGACUGAAUACAGUAUUGUAUUGAAGAUCUUAGGUGAUUUGGUCUGCUACUCUGUUACUCAGUGCCAACUUUGUAGUUUGCGUUUUAUUUUCAUUUCAUGUUUCUUGGUUUUGUAUUUUUCAAUAAAUAACCUAAUUAGAAAAGAAUAGCAAAAUAAAAAUGUA
Molecule: messenger RNA, 11290 nt
Organism: Macrobrachium nipponense
Lineage: Eukaryota; Metazoa; Arthropoda; Malacostraca; Decapoda; Palaemonidae
Exons: 4
Coding region: 2556-8360 (1934 amino acids)
Biological process (GO): regulation of transcription by RNA polymerase II
Cellular component (GO): chromosome
Molecular function (GO): chromatin insulator sequence binding
Source: RefSeq, a predicted model, not a curated record